AUGGCGUCCCAAGACUUCGGAGAGGCGACCUAUGUCGUUGGACGACAUCGAAAAAACCCUGUUCUCAUGUACACCAGCCGUACAGAUAGAAAUAAAGUCUACGAGUUUAUGAUAGCAUGCCGAUAUAAGAUCCCUGGCCUCGUAUCUUGGAAAUGCGUCUCUUGCUCAAAAGUUAAAAACGGUUAUCGAAACUUGGGUGCCGAGCUGAAACGAAAAGUUCCAUUGAUUCUAGUCGACAAUGACAUUAUCAAAGAAGACCCGGAGAAACCAUUGAAUGCUGAGCACUUUUGCAAUGGUAAAGAUGCCGUUGAUGCUGUGUUAGAUAGAGCAAGACUCGAAUUUGUACAUCGUCACGGAAACGAAGAAGCAAACAGUUCGAAAAUGCGGGAAACUAUUCAUCACUUUGCACGAGAAGCAGCUGCUUGUGCUCCUAUCCCGUUGAAUCUAAAAGAGAAACGGCAGGUUCAACGACAACUUGAUGCUAAAUGUCUCCCUCUGCUUCAUGGAGUCAACAAACGGAGAAGAAAUAAAAGAAACAAAGAAAUAAAAGGAUCGGUUUCUGUAGAAAAAGGUUUCCCACAUAAUGCCGCAGAGCUUCCCGAACGUAGAAAUAUGCCGUCAUCUUCUGACCAUCAUCAUCACGAGCAUCCAGAAGCAAUUUUUCCAAUAAACAGACAAGCUGGAGGAAUAAAAUAUGAUCCAGAAGUGACAGAUACCCCCAGGAAAAAAGCUCGAACGAACAAACAGGCUCCGCAGUACCCCGUAUCAUCCCAACCCCGACCUGUUCGACCACUCCCACCGUACACGUAUAGACAAACUGCCCCUUCUGAUGUUCACCAACCCUAUCAUACGACAGCUCAUCCAGAACAAAUUGAAUAUUAUGAAGAGAUUAUUGAGGAAAUCGAGCCAGUGUUCAACAGUGACGAUCUAAUCUCUGGGGACCAGCAACAAGUUGCAUAUAGUAUCGAGCUGUAA
This is a messenger RNA of Caenorhabditis remanei, 975 nucleotides long. RefSeq lists its product as uncharacterized. Bases 1 to 975 code for a protein of 324 amino acids. The transcript is spliced from 4 exons. Lineage: Eukaryota; Metazoa; Nematoda; Chromadorea; Rhabditida; Rhabditidae. The record is from RefSeq and is a predicted model, not a curated record.